AUGGAAUUGCGGCCUAUGGUCAGGGUUACGGUCAGCCCGUGGAUGCAUAUAACGGCGGUCAAUUUUAUCGCGGUGGUUAUGGGUGUGUUCGCUGGGUCGUAUCCUGCGGCUGGGUCGUUUCCGGUAGCUCAAUCCGUGCAGCAGUAUGGUUCUGGUCUGCUGGCGAAUGUUUCUGGUUUCCAUAGGAAUGGAAUAAGAAGACCUGCGGCUGGUCGGAGAACGGAGUUGGGCAAGAGGGUAGUGAAGAAGCACAGUGGUGUGUUUCCGGGGCCUACGAACCUGGAGCAAGUUGAGGGGCGAGUGCAGAUUACUCCGGCGAGCGAUCGGCAACUGGACUGGUUGCAGCACGCGAUCGAAGAGUUACAGGAUACGCGUUUGAUUCAGAAGCGUGUCGUGGCGACGGAUAUAAUGCGUAGUUUUGUCGCCAGCUUCUCGGAGAUAAAUCGAUUAAUGCAGACUCGUUUGCCAGAGGAUUUCAAGAAGUUGCGCAAAAUUUAUAAAGUUAUACCCACUCCCGAGGAGCUGAGGGCGAAGCGGAGCCGCCUUGCGCGCUUGAGGGAGGAAGACGUGCCUGGCGGGCUCGAGCAGAUCAUGUAUGAGGUGGAUGAAAAUAGCUGCAAACGCGUGUGGCAGAUAUUUGUAGAAUUAGCUGGCAAACACUACAGGCGAAAUGCCGGUGCGGCAACGGGCGAGGGUGCUUCGGUAGCAGCGGAGGAAGGUUUGAAGUUAUUGACAGGGGACGCGAAGGUGUUGAUUGACGAGAUCCGUCAGAUUUCUGGGCCGCAUUAUUUGAACCGUACUUUGUACGCGAACGAGAAGCAUUUCUCGGGUGCCGAUUUCAAGGACCCGCCGGCCGCUGACGACGACGCAGAGGAAGAGGCAGCGGAGCGCGUGAGGGACCGCGUUUUCAGUGCUGUUCCUAACCAAGGUACUCCACCCUCUCUACGACGUCUCGUUGGAGCACCGGUACAAGACGCUCUUAGGGAUGUCCAGAGACUACCCCGACAUACACUAAGUGCACAGCAUAUCAAACACUUGCGAGCCAGCCCUCUCUUCGCCAGACUAGAAACCUUCCGCCAAAUGGAACGGGCACUCGCCCCCGUCACACAGGCCCUAUGCGAUGCCAUGCAGGAACUAUUCUCCCUCACCCGUUCGCAAGAUACCGUCGCCGGCGGCGUCUCCGCCGAUGUUAUCGAAUGGUGGGUAGGUAACUUUGCUUGGCAACAAACAUUCGCUUUCCAAAACCGACUUCGCGUAGGCAGACUCAUUUCAGCCAGACCUUACAGCACCUACGAGUCCGCACCCACCAGCCGCUAUCGACCCAAAGGCAGGAUCCCCAAGAGCGGAAUCAUGCGGUCACCCACUUACCGCAUACUCGGCAACGUCGAAAAGGUCAAGGGAGAAAGCAUAUACGACGAAUACGGCGGAUACGGCGGAUACGGCGGAUACUUCUAA
Messenger RNA from Gregarina niphandrodes, 1455 nucleotides. Its product is annotated as putative transmembrane protein. The record is from RefSeq and is a predicted model, not a curated record. Lineage: Eukaryota; Apicomplexa; Conoidasida; Eugregarinorida; Gregarinidae. The transcript has a single exon. The coding region runs from base 1 to 1455 and encodes 484 amino acids.